This is a messenger RNA of Salvia splendens (bonfire salvia), 924 nucleotides long. RefSeq names its product TPD1 protein homolog 1. NCBI's taxonomy places the organism in Eukaryota, Viridiplantae, Streptophyta, Magnoliopsida, Lamiales, Lamiaceae. Gene Ontology annotation, biological process: cell fate determination. The coding region runs from base 217 to 693 and encodes 158 amino acids. The record is from RefSeq and is a predicted model, not a curated record. The transcript is spliced from 3 exons.
UUUUCUAUCUUUUCCCAUUGUGCAUUAAAUAUUUGUGUGUUUCUCUAUCAUCUUUUUAUGAUCAACUAAUGGUACUGGACCUUUUUUUGUCUCCCUCUCCACUCGCUUAUUCAUAAACGCUUCGAAAAAGAUAUCAAAUCCAAUAUCCUCUUGUGUGUGUGUUUCUAGUUUCUACUUAUGACAGAUUAGAAAUUCAAGAAUCAUUGAAUCAUCAUCAUGAAUACUACUCUCCACAUUUUCCUCUACUUCAUGAUGUUCACCAUUUUGUUCCUCAAUCUUGGCCUCCAAUCAGGAAAUUUCUUGCACUUCAAUGGUGAUGCAAACACAACAACUCUUUCCAAUCUCAAACCACAACAAGCUCACUUCAAACAUAGGAAACUCAUGCUACAUGGGGAGUGCUCAAAAUGGGACAUAAGCAUCUCACAAAGCAGGUAUCCAACAUCAGGAAUCCCAGAAUUCAUAGUGCAGAUUGUGAAUACGUGUGUGACUGGGUGUGCACCUUCCAACAUUCAUGUGAGGUGUGGGUGGUUUGCUUCGACAAGAAUGGUGAAUCCUAGGACUUUCAAAAGGCUGUCUUAUGAUGACUGUUUUGUUAAUGGAGGCCUCCCAUUGAAGAGCAGCCAGAGCAUUAGGUUCACAUAUGCAAAUUCUUUCAUGUAUCCUCUCGAGUUUAAGUCUGCCAGCUUCUGCUGAAAAAUCCAGAGAGAGAAAGGGGUUUUGGGAAUUAAUUGGAUGCAAAUUUAAGAAGGGUAUAUGCUACAUACUAAAUGAAACAUGAUUUGUUCAAGAAUCUGAUGAAGAUAUCAUAGAUUCCUGUAUAAAUCUUGUCAAUUUGCAUGUGGGGAAUGUGUAAUUAGAUUGGAUUAAUUAGAUUUUUUGUGAUAGAUUUUUACUAUAUAAGUAUAUUCUCUCGUUCUUACUUAA